Molecule: messenger RNA, 1374 nt
Organism: Solanum dulcamara
Lineage: Eukaryota; Viridiplantae; Streptophyta; Magnoliopsida; Solanales; Solanaceae
Product: AMSH-like ubiquitin thioesterase 2
Exons: 10
Coding region: 495-1208 (237 amino acids)
Biological process (GO): protein K63-linked deubiquitination
Cellular component (GO): membrane; endosome
Molecular function (GO): metal-dependent deubiquitinase activity; protein binding; K63-linked deubiquitinase activity
Source: RefSeq, a predicted model, not a curated record
UAUAAUAUGAAGCAUGAAAAUAACCCCUUAGUCAGUAGUCACAGAGGCAUGUUUUUGAUAGGGACAUUCGGGUAGGGUUGACUUGAUGAUGAGGCGAUACUUUCAUGUCCUUCGUUGAUACUAAAGCUAAGAUGAAAAGAAGCAAGAAUAAAUUACAGAAAGACAAAGGAGAAUUCACCAUCAACUUUCUUAUCAGUUUCCUGAAUAAUGAAAUGAUUUCCCAUGUCCAAGAUUAUUCAGCUGCUCUUCUAUUGGAAUGGUGUUAAGAGAUGUGAGUGGUGGAAACGAAGAUGUUGAGAUGGAUGUGUGGACAUACUAGGAGCGAUAGAAUUAGAAAUGAGGAUAUCUGGAACAAAGUGGGAGUGACCUUCGUGGCGGACAAGAUGAGGGAAGAGAAACUGAGAUGGUUUGGCAUGUGAAGAGGAGGUAUGCAGAUGCCCAAGUAAGGAGCUGCAAGAGGUUGGAUACAAUGGGGUUGCUGAGAGGCAGAAUUUAUGGCUGGUGGAGUAUGUUUCCAGACUAAUGUGCAUACAGUUUCACAGACUUCUCCUUCUCCGGGAAUCUCCUUGAUACACGAUUUUCCUCAUGAAGCUGAAAUCUCAAGUGUCUCAAGUACUAAUUCAUCAAGUGGACCUUCAAAUUAUCCUCACAAUGUGCAGGUAGCAUUUGGGCCUCUCAAUGAUGUGCAUAUACCAACAAGUUUGAUGGAGAAUUUUCUGGAAAUCGCCAGCGACAACACUAAGAAGGAUAUAGAGACCUGUGGAGUUCUUGGUGCCAUCAUUAAAGAUGACACAUUUUAUAUUACCUCUCUAAUAAUACCAAAACAAGAAUCAACCUCCAAUUCUUGUCAAGCCGUACAAGAGGAAGAGAUGUUUGCCAUACUACAUGAACAAUCCCUCUUUCCAAUUGGAUGGAUUCAUACACAUCCAUCUCAGAGCUGUUUCAUGUCAUCGAUCGACUUGCACACUCAAUAUUCAUAUCAGGUCAUGGUACAUGAGGCUAUUGGAAUUGUCAUGGCUCCUACCGAUACAUCAAGGGCAUACGGAAUAUUCCGGCUAUCUGACAGUGGAAUGAAAAUCCUCAAGGACUGCCUAGAAAAAGGAUUUCAUCUUCAUAAAGAACCAGUUGAUGGGAGUCCCCUCUACGGGGAUUGCUCCAAUAUCUAUAUUAAUUCAUGUCUAAGACUAGAGAUAUUUGAUUUACGAUGACUGGAUGAAGUAGCAUUUAUGUCCUGUUGAAAUAGCUAAAUAAGACUUCUGGUUUGAAAUGCAAUCAGAUUGUCAAAACUAUAGUGAUAAAGUGCUAGUAACUAUUGUACUGAUUAAAGAAAAAUAAAAAUAAAAUAGUUGUGGUGUUGGUGGAGGCUAAAUUGAA